GAUAGAACAUUUAUUGGGUAUAGAACCUUUCACUGAGAAGUUGCUGAUCACGUGCCCACAAGAAGUGCGCACCAUUGGUGAGGUAAUUAAAGUUCUCAUUGGCUACAAUUUGUCACCACAAUCUGCUACCAAAACAAUCGAGAACUUCGAAUGUGAGGUUCCUGUGAAAGUAUAUUGGGAAGACAAAUUAGUUUCACAAUUCAACAUGGGAAGCGAGGGCUACGGAUACCAUGGGCGAUAUCAGGCCAAAGGUGGAUUCUACUCCUCACCAGAACAGCAAACGCGGACCAACAGGUCCAAUGCUCUUGCUCUUACUCCGUGCUCUGUCUCCCAACUGCGCCGCGCCGUAGAAGGCCCCAACGGGUUCACAUGUGGAGGCACCGACCUCAACAUGGUGUCUGUAGUGGGCUUGGUGAGGGCUGUCUCUUCCACAUCUGUCUCAUGUGUGAUCUACCUGCUGGAUGACAUGACCGGACCACCUAUUCAGGCCAAGUUCUGGACGGAGGAGGGGGAUGUGGAGAACUGUGUUCAUCCUGGUACUUAUGUCAGAGUAAUCGGCAGGAUUCGCUCCUUUGAGAGCCGCCGGCUGGUGAGUGGCCUUCACAUCCGCAGGCUGGAGGACCUGAAUGAGAUCACGUCCCAUAUCCUGGAGGUGGUCCAUGCCCAUAUGACGUACAGCCCAGGGUCUCAACCCAAUGCCCAUAUGACAUGCAGACCAGGACACUCACAGGCAAUUCUCAACCCCGUGCCCAUAUGGCAUACAGACGAGGACACUCACAGGCACGUGCUGUAUCUCCUAGAGGGGGUUCACUCACCGGUGAUUCUGUAG
Molecule: messenger RNA, 829 nt
Organism: Engraulis encrasicolus (European anchovy)
Lineage: Eukaryota; Metazoa; Chordata; Actinopteri; Clupeiformes; Engraulidae
Product: replication protein A 32 kDa subunit-like
Exons: 7
Coding region: 206-829 (207 amino acids)
Biological process (GO): nucleotide-excision repair; double-strand break repair via homologous recombination; DNA replication
Cellular component (GO): chromosome, telomeric region; site of double-strand break; DNA replication factor A complex
Molecular function (GO): single-stranded DNA binding
Source: RefSeq, a predicted model, not a curated record